UUCCCUCUUCCGGCGCGCACAUCUUCAAGCCGGCGGCUGACUGCGAGUAUGAGGCGGAUGGCUUGGAGUCAUUCAUUCAAUCGACGUCCAUAAGAAUUGAAUAUUAUAGGUCGUUUGAGUAUUGUGUGAAGUGGAAAUUACCUAUGUAUCCCAGACGCUCCUCCAGACCACCAAAGGCUUCCAAGAGGAGUCCCCAGAGAAGUCCCAGUCCAAAUGAAGAAGUUAUCCAGCGCAGGUGGAGGGGUAAGAGACAGAGCACAGGACUGAGGGACGCCGAAGCUGAUGACAACCUUGUCAAUACAGACAAGGAGGAGGAGGACCGGGACAUCAUCGACGUCAUCAACAGCACACUUCAGGCCAGGUGUGUCACAGAGGAGGAUGAAGUAAAGUUUGUAGAGGUGACGGACGAAGGAGUCGACGAUUCAGAUGAAGACUGUGUCUCUGUCACCAGCAGCAUAGCCUCUGGUCCUUCCGUCCUACAUAACAGUGUCUCUCCGAAGAAACUGAGGCCUCCACAGGGCUUGUGCUCCGCCUGUAAGACUCUCUACCAGAAGGCCAAAAAAAUGAAGGCACCGAUUAAAAGCAAACUCUUAAACAACGAUCCCAAGUCCCUGACAUGUGACCAGUGGGUCCUCAUCAAGAGCUGGAGACCAAGGAGGCUGCCUAAUGCGAGAGGGAAGCUUUUGAUCCGUGUACAGCUGGUUAAGAAAAGACUCGCGGUCAACAAUGGUGCUAAUCGACCUGCACGGUGUGGUGGAGACUCACCAGCCUGCUCCAGGCCGCACGCUUUCCUUCAGAGGAACCUUAGACGGCGUGUCAGGGUGCCGGUGAAAAAGAAGAGCAGGAGGAAGAGGACGAGAGACGGUUCUCAGGGUCGUCGCGUCGCUAAGCAGCAGCGUCUCCUCAGCAACAAUCGCGGCCAACGCGUCAGCAGUAGCCCGGCCAGCGGUCCCAGUGGCUCUGCUGGUUUUGAGGGUCGCAGCGAUCAAGAAGUCAACGAUGAGUCGGACACGAAUCCGACUCUUGAGUUGAUUCCCUCCACGGUCACCAUGGAAACCACCAAGCCAAGGGAGGUCCCGCCCGAGCAGAAAGCACCAAAGAAGAAGACGACGACGACGACGGGCGGAUUCAGAGACUUGCUUGCCCAGCUGCGUGGCAACAGCAGCAUGAUCGUCAGAGAAACACGCUAGCGAGGGGACUCCGCCUCUUGUUGUUAAGCUACUUACAUUAUUCAGUCAAGUAUUCGAGCUCUGAUGUAGUGUUUACUCAUGCUUUUUGUUCAGCUAUCAUCAUAAGCAUUACCUGGAGGCAUACUCACGGGUUUAUUGGCAAAGUACUGCUGCAGUUUCACUUACUUGCAUGUUAUUUAUUUGUUUUUCUUGAAUUUCGAAAUAGUAUUUAUUUGAAGUUGAAUUCAACAGGACGAUUGUGAAUAAAUUAGUUUUUUUAAUGCUGUUUUUUUACCGUAUCGCUGGAUACACAGAUUUUAUAUUUCCAUCACUAAUAGAACUGCAUAGCGCGGUGUCCUCACGGCAUACGAAUGCAAUGCAGGGUUUAUACUAGAGCACUGACGACGUUAAGGAUACCAUGUUUUUGUGUGUGCUGUUGUCCCACAAUGCAGUUUGAUUUCCGGCAGUGCGCAGUUGCAUAGUUUCCUCUUAGUAAGGAACGUUGAUUUAAACAUUUUCUUACAACUGCAUAAAGUAUAGCGAUCAUAUUGUAUAUAUUUAUUAGGUACUAUGAAUUUGGGACACAGUGUAACCCUGCUCUGUUUACCGUGAAUAUUAAAUGAAUAAAUAUCU
Messenger RNA from Anarrhichthys ocellatus (wolf-eel), 1802 nucleotides. RefSeq lists its product as uncharacterized. NCBI's taxonomy places the organism in Eukaryota, Metazoa, Chordata, Actinopteri, Perciformes, Anarhichadidae. The transcript has 6 exons. Bases 144 to 1190 code for a protein of 348 amino acids. The record is from RefSeq and is a predicted model, not a curated record.